GCACCGGAAAUCUCCUCCUAUAGGAAGGGAGGGGAGGGGCGAGCACUCCGGAAGUGACUCGGUCACUGACUCCCGCUACUCAGCCCGGUGUCAAUAGAGGAGUGACAUAUCAGUGAUGAUGCUAAGUCUAUGGGGCCAUAAACCUGUAUAGGAGAACGCGUUAGCCGUGUGGACUGUGCGGGCUUCCGUAGUUGUGUGUUGUUGUCACUUCCCUGUGGGGGACACGUGGGGGGCUGAGUGACAGGACACAGCUGCUGGACUCGUGGCUGCAAAUGAGGGUAAAGGAGCCAUCAUCCUUGUCAGGUCUGAGAAGGGGAAAAAGGAGUAGAAGAACAAAUCGCCCACCAGAUGAAGAUUCCUCAGAUGACAUUGUUGGUCUUACUUGCCAUCAUGUUGGCCAAGCAGUGGAUGUAAAUCGGGUCAAAGCAGUGUCACAAAAUGUGUGGUCAUCAUGCACAGACUGUGUUAAAGAAAGGAGGAUGAAGGAUGGAGAACCUGUAGCCCCUGCUGAAGUUUGGCUGUGCCUUAAAUGUGGCCACCAGGGCUGUAGUUCCAACUCAGAAUGCCAGCACUCCUUGAAACAUUUUCAAAUGUCACAAGUGGCAGCACCUGCAUUGCAAUCAAACAUUAGUACAUGGAUCAUUUGUUGUUAUGAAUGUGAUGAGGAACUUUCGACUCAUUGCAACCAGAAAGCGCUGGCCCAGAUGCUGGACUUUCUGCAGAAACAUUCAUCGCGCUCUGAGAAAGGGUGUUCAUUAAAGGUCAUUUGCCUUCGCGAACAAAGUAGUGAAAAGGUUAAGAAGAGCACCUCCCGGAAUAGCACAUCGGUCCCUGUGAAAGGCAUAAUAAAUCUGGGAAACACCUGUUUCUUCAAUGCAAUCAUGCAGAACCUGACACAUACACAUUUGUUAACUGAAGCCUUGGAUGAACUGAGAGAGAGAAGUGCAAAACUGAAGAUUUGCCUAACUGAAGAGGAUUUGGAUCCUUUGGUGAUCAGUCUUUCCAACCCUGGCCCACUUACCUCUGCAGUGGUCUUGUUCUUGCACAGCAUAAAAGAGGCAGGCAAGGAACCCGUGUCUCCUAAAAUGCUCUUCAGCCAACUUUGCCAAAAGGCUCCAAGGUUUAAAACCUUUCAGCAACAAGACAGCCAAGAACUCCUUCACUAUUUACUAGAUGCCCUACGUAUAGAAGAAACUAAGCGCAUACAGUCUGGAAUUUUAAAAGCAUUCAACAACCCAACAACUAAAACAGCAGACGAGGAUACAAGGAUAAAAGUUAAAGCUUACGGAAGAGAAGGCGUAAAGACAAAUUUCAUAGAUAGAGUGUUUGUUGGUGAAUUAACCAGCACAAUCAUGUGUGAGGAAUGUGAACAAAUUUCCUCUGUGACGGAAGCAUUUAUUGAUCUUUCACUGCCGAUUAUAGAAGGGAGGGUAUCAAAACCUGUAGUUUACGGAAAAGGAGCUAAAGUCAGAAGUAACCAGGGAGAUGAGAGUACUGUGUGCAACUGUAUAAACAGUGUAUCAGGAAGGAUACAGAGGAAGCACUCGCCAAUAAAAGACAGUGACCAGUGGAGAAAAGAACAGCAGUCAGCUUAUGAAUCCACAUCUAAUGACAACAAAAACCUUAGAUUAUUGCAAGAAAACAGAGAGAAGUCUCAAGUUGGUACAAAUAACAAUGUUCCCAAGACUGGCAGCCAGUCAGAUGGCAGUGAAAUAGACCAGGAUAGCCAACUGGAAAGCAGUGGAGAUGCAGAUAGCGAAGCUUCCGAGUGUGAGAAUUUAUUAGCCCAAACGGAAAUCAACAGAGAAAACAACAGUCAUACAAAUCAUAAAACUGAUGGAAAUCAUUCUGCCAUUAAUGAUUUCUUACGCUCAUCACUUGAUGCUGUCACUGGGCCUCUGUCAAAGCUCAGCCUGAAUCCUAUGGAGGAUAACAUGGGUUCAUGUGAAGAGGAACCUUGUUCACAUCCAAAGUGUGUGCUAUCCCAGAAUCCUCAAACUGCUUUCCAAACACUCUCCCAGGGUUAUGUAACCAGCUCCAAAGAAUGCUCUGUGCAGUCCUGUCUCUACCAGUUUACAUCUGUAGAGCUCUUGAUGGGGAACAACAAACUGCUGUGUGAGAAGUGUACUGAAAACAGGAUGAAGUAUCAAUGGAAAACUCAUUCUGCUGAGGAUAUACAAGGUAGUGUCUAUACAAAUGCCAGGAAACAGCUUUUGAUUUCAGCAUUACCAGUUGUUCUUAUUCUGCAUUUGAAAAGAUUCUGCCAGAAUGGGCUAACACUGCGUAAAAUCAAUAGGCAUGUGGAUUUUCCCUUCAUUUUAGACCUGGCACCCUUUUGUGCUGCAACUUGCAAGAAUGUGUUAGAAAAAAAAAGUGUUCUGUACAGUCUCUAUGGAAUAGUGGAGCACAGUGGAUCUAUGAGAGGAGGACACUAUGUAGCAUAUGUCAAGAUCCGAAUGCCUUCUAAAGGAUCAGUACUGAAAGAUGGAGCAACAUCUUCUUCCAGCCAAUGGGUGUAUAUUAGCGAUACACACAUACAGAUGGUGGAUGAAUCCAGGGUGCUAGCUGCUCAAGCUUAUCUUUUAUUUUAUGAAAGACUGUAGUGAAAGUUCUUUUGAACUUUGCUCUAAAACACAUUUUUCACUCAUAGGUCUACGUGAUGCUAAAGAAAGGAAGAUCUAUGAAAAUAUGCUGCUCUACGUGUGUUUGUAAUAUGACACUAGUAAUUGGUUUUCAGUUAAUGCUUUUUUCUUGACAAAGUAUAACAACAGAGUGUAAAUGCAUAUUAGGUCAAUUUGGACCUAAUCUAAUUCUCAUCGGCCAAUGUAUCCUAUUUUAAUAAAAAAAAAUCUGGAGGAAUGUGGCCAGAAAUACUGCUUGA
Rana temporaria (common frog) is the source of this 2881-nucleotide messenger RNA. RefSeq names its product ubiquitin specific peptidase 45 (gene USP45). Gene Ontology annotation, molecular function: cysteine-type deubiquitinase activity; zinc ion binding. The record is from RefSeq and is a predicted model, not a curated record. Lineage: Eukaryota; Metazoa; Chordata; Amphibia; Anura; Ranidae. Gene Ontology annotation, biological process: protein deubiquitination.